CGAGAGACCGCGCUGCGCUGGCGUCCUCCACUCCACAAGGAAACUUUUGAGUGCCACGGGAGAGACCGAUUUGGCGGUUGCGCUUUUGGAAAGCAAGCGCAGCGACCGCCUUCUUCGCGGGGAGACAAGGCGUUGCGGCAGCAGGAGGAGAAGCGCAGAAAGAUCGCUUCGACAACCGUCCGGGCGUCGACAGCCUGAGUGCGGGAAGGUGAAGGCAGGAAGGGCCCCGCGUUGGCAACAGAAUGGAAGCGGCGGUGGCGGCGAGCCCCUCCCACGACGAGUCCAUCGACUAUUUGAUUGCUUGUUUCAGGUCCAGGAUCAAGAAUAACAUACAGGUGAAUCAAGUGCUGGACUUUAUGCCCACCCUGAGCUACGAGGAUAAAGAUCUUCUCCGGACAGCGGCGCAGAACAAGGGGAACGUCGAGGGCGCGGAACUGCUCCUGCGCAUCUUGGAGAAGUCGCGCGCGCCCGGCUUGCGCCAGGAAUUCUGCCAGGCGCUGACGCAGGGCGGCUUUGAAGCCGCCAGCUACUUGGACCCCAGCCUGAGGGCGCUGCCCUCCCCUUCCCUGGAGGCCGUCAACGACCUGGGCAAAUGCCUAGUGGACGUGUUCUUCGGCCACCUAGUAGAGAAGCUGAGGGCCACGCAGGUGGCCCUGUCGUGUGGACAGAAGGGUCUCUUCCAGGACGAGGACGUGGAGCAGAUUAAAGCUACUGAUGCUGCUCGGGGGAAUGGAGAAGCAGUGAGAGAAUUGUUGUACAGAAUAGUGAAAAAGAAACAAUGGUUCUCACCAUUUCUGGAAGCUCUGCGUGAAGCUAAGCAUGAGGAUAUUGCCGCUGAACUAAGCGGGGAGAAUGAACGUUGUGUAAAAGAGAUCAGUGCAGAUGUGGUUAUGACAACUGAUGAGCCCCUUACUUCUAAAAUUGUGAUGGGUCCGAAGCAGGAUGCCGAAUUAGAGCGCAGCUUGGCCAAUGAGGAGAAUGCCACAGAAGAAUCAUCUGGAGAAGCCACCGCAAUUUCAGAAUUGGAUGUCAGUUUGCUAGAUGCAAAUGUCAAUGACAUGAGUGAAACGUUUGAACAGAGCAGCCUCGUCAGCAAUGAUUCAGAUGAUGCUGAGGGUGGAGACAAAAGAAACUCACCUGAACCAGAACUGAGUCUCAGAGACUACCAGAUGGAGGUAGCCAAACCAGCCCUGGAAGGAAAGAAUAUUAUCCUGUGCCUACCUACAGGCAGUGGCAAGACACGAGUGGCUGUUUAUGUUGCCAAAGACCAUUUGGAUAAAAGAAGAGAAGCAAACAAGGAUGGGAAAGUUAUAGUGCUUGUCAACAAGGUUCCGUUGGUGGAACAGCAUUUCCGGAAAGAAUUUCACCCCUAUCUGAAACAUUCUUAUCGAGUAAUUGGGUUGAGUGGAUCAUCUCAGCUGAAAAUCUCAUUCCCUGAAGUUGUUGGAGGUCAUGAAGUCAUUAUCUGUACCGCUAAGAUUCUUGAGAAUGCAUUGCAAAAUGCAGAAAAAGAUAAAGAAGAAGGAGUCACGUUAUCAGUGUUUUCCCUGAUCAUUAUUGAUGAAUGCCAUCAUACUCACAAGGAAGGUGUCUAUAACAAUAUCAUGCGCCGUUACUUGAAAGUCAAGAGGGAGAAUGAGAAGCUAAGCAAAGCCGGCAAACAACAAAUUCCUCAGCCGCAGAUUCUAGGGCUGACAGCUUCACCUGGUGUAGGAGGUGCAAAAAACCCUUCGAAGGCUGAGGAGCAUAUUCUGAAAAUAUGUGCCAAUCUCGAUGCAACGAGAAUUAUGACCGUUAAAGAACAUGCCUUUCAACUGAAAAGUCAGGUGAAAGAACCUUCUAAGAAGUUUGACAUUGCAGAUGACAAAGGAAAGGAUCCAUUUAGAGAGAAACUCAUAAAAAUAAUGACAGAGAUCCAGGCCCAUUGCCAGUUCAACCCAAAUGCUGAGUUUGGAUCUCAGACUUAUGAACAGUGGGUAGUUCAAGAGGAGAAGAAAGCUGCUAAAGAAAAGAAUCGCAAAGAGCGUGUCUGCGCAGAACAUUUGAAAAAAUACAAUGAUGCCUUACUAUUUAAUGACACAAUCCGAAUGAUUGAUGCAUAUAACCAUCUUAACAAUUUUUAUAAAGAAGAGAGGAAUAAGAAGAUGGCAGUGAAUGAAGAUGAUGAGGAUAAGCCAGUAGCAUCAAAACCAGAUGAAAUGGAUACAUUUCUUAUACAUUUAUUUUACACCAACCAGAGGGAGCUGCAACAAUUAGCUACCAACGAACAAUAUGAAAACGAAAAGCUGUCAAAGUUGCGCCUAACAUUAAUGAAUGAGUUCACAAAGGGAAAUGAAGCAAGGGGAAUCAUUUUCACAAAGACUCGGCAAAGUGCAUUUGCCCUCUGUCAAUGGAUUAAAGACAACCCCAAAUUUGAAGACAUUGGAGUGAAGGCUCACUACCUUAUCGGUGCUGGACAUAAUAGUGAAUUUAAGCCCAUGACUCAGAAUGAACAAAAAGAAGUGAUUGAAAAAUUCCGCAUUGGAAAAGUCAACCUACUUAUUGCUACUACUGUAGCAGAAGAAGGCCUGGAUAUUCCAGAGUGUAACAUCGUUAUACGUUACGGACUUGUUACCAAUGAAAUAGCUAUGGUGCAGGCUCGUGGACGAGCUAGAGCGGAUGAAAGUACCUACGUGCUUGUGGCAUCGGGUGGAUCAGGAGCUCUUGAACGUGAAAAUGUCAAUAUGUACCGUGAGAAAAUGAUGCACAAAGCAAUUAGGAGUGUCCAAGAGAUGUCUGAAGAACAGUAUUUACGUAAGAUCCGAGGCUUCCAGUUACAAAGUAGAAUGGAGCUAAAAAUGAAAGCUAAGAAAGAACAGUGUAAAACAUACAAGGAAAACCCAUCCUUGAUUACGUUCCUCUGCAAAAACUGCACGGAGGAAAAAUGUUCAGGAGAAGACAUCCAGGUUAUUGAUGACAUGCAUCACAUCAGUGUCAAAAAGGGAUUUGCGGACCUUUAUAUCAUAAGAGAAAACAAGACCCUGCAAGCAAAAGAAGCAGAUUAUCAAACAAAUGGGGAAAUUAUCUGCAAAGAUUGUGGACAAGCUUGGGGAAAUAUGAUGGUGCACCGAGGUCUAGAUCUACCCUGCUUAAAAAUAAAAAAUUUUGUGGUUGUUUUCAAAGACAAGAAAAAUAGCUCAAAGAAUAUCUACAACAGAUGGAGAGAGCUGCCCAUUAAGUUUCCACCUUUCAGAUUUGAAGAACAGGAUGUGUCCAGUGAUGAAGAUUAAGAAGGCCCAAGAGAAUAUAAAGGCAGAAUUUUUCACAUUCUGUGGGCUCCGGGGCCAAAUUCACACAAGUGUGCUUAUGACUUAAUGACUCCAAACAUCAACUUAUAAGAUGCCUGUGGGACAAGAGCUUUCAGAUCACGUCAGGUUCCAUACUUCUGAAUGGAGGCAGUUUAUGCAGUUAGCUGUGAGUUAUUGAUGGAGAAGAAAUAUUGUGUGUUAUACAUGCAUGUUUACAUUAGCCCUAUGAGAUAUAUUUCAGGGCUUUGCCCUGAAUGGCAACCAAGAAAAAAUUUAAAUAUAUAAAAUAAAUAUUUUAGCAUCAGGAGAACACCAAGUGUGAAUAAAAUCAGUAUUUAGUGUUGAAUUAUUUUGCAUGGUGGUUUGCAUUCUAACCUACAGUGCUUGUCUUUGGUGGGACAAGAAGACCAGAGAGUUGUAAGGCCAAUAUGGAACCUAUUCACCAAACUACAGAAGCAUUAAGCAAAAACAUUUUCCCCAAUUAUUUUGUUACCCAAUGUGAAAUUAAUAUGUAUGUAUUUCAGCUACAUAACAUUUUUUACUUUAGGUUGUUUGAAGUGCAAUUUCUACAUGACAAUAAUAAAAAAUGGUAAAUCUA
Messenger RNA from Elgaria multicarinata webbii, 3885 nucleotides. RefSeq names its product interferon induced with helicase C domain 1 (gene IFIH1). The coding region runs from base 243 to 3269 and encodes 1008 amino acids. Gene Ontology annotation, cellular component: cytoplasm. Gene Ontology annotation, biological process: antiviral innate immune response; MDA-5 signaling pathway. The record is from RefSeq and is a predicted model, not a curated record. The transcript is spliced from 16 exons. Gene Ontology annotation, molecular function: zinc ion binding; ATP binding; single-stranded RNA binding. Lineage: Eukaryota; Metazoa; Chordata; Lepidosauria; Squamata; Anguidae.